Molecule: messenger RNA, 1285 nt
Organism: Rhododendron vialii
Lineage: Eukaryota; Viridiplantae; Streptophyta; Magnoliopsida; Ericales; Ericaceae
Exons: 7
Coding region: 87-992 (301 amino acids)
Biological process (GO): DNA-templated transcription termination; regulation of DNA-templated transcription
Cellular component (GO): chloroplast
Molecular function (GO): RNA binding
Source: RefSeq, a predicted model, not a curated record
AUGUUGUACUUGGGCACAAAUAUCGGCCGCUUGAGAGCAGAUGAGAUAAGAAAGGAAGGACAGUAGAGGAGAGCACAAGCACGAACAUGGAGGCAGCAAGCUCUGUGCUGCCGAGCUCUUCGAAACCCCACUUGCUUUUCAAUUCGUCUAAACCCUCUUCUUCGUCUCCAUUCGGGAAAUGCCCACUUCUUGGUUUCCUCCCUCAGAGUUUUCGCCCAUUUCCCCCAGGCUCCCUUGUUCGUGCUGCUUCUGCUGCUGCUUCACCCCUCUCCCUCGGAGAAGUUGUUGAAAAGCCUACGGACUCACCGUCGCCGCCUACUUCGUCUUCCAAAGAAUUUUUCCCCAAAAUUGACAAGACUGGGAGGUUUUGCAGUCCCCGUGCCGCCAGAGAGCUCGCUCUGUCAAUCCUUUAUGCGGCCUGUUUAGAGGGUUCCGACCCGGUUCGCCUAUUUGAGAAGCGAAUGAAUUUCCGAAGAGAACCUGGCUACGGGUUUGACAGCACAUUGCUAACCAAGUACAAUCACAUGAGCUUUGGAGGAUCCCCUGUCACUGUUGAAACAGCUGAAGAAGCUGAGGAGCUUAUGCACAUUGAUGACAAGGAGUCUGCAAUUGAGGCAGAGGUACUUACAGCUCCUCCAAAGUUGGUAUACAGCAAACUAAUUUUGCGCUUUACAAGGAGACUUCUAGUAGCAGUCGUGGAAAAGUGGAAUAGUCAUGUCCUUGUUAUUGAGAAAGUUGCCCCAGAUAAUUGGAAGAAUGUGCCAGCGGGCAGAAUCUUGGAGCUCUCUAUUCUUCACUUGGCAAUGUCUGAAAUAACUGUGCUAGGAACAAGGCAUCAAAUAGUCAUCAAUGAGGCUGUGGAUAUGGCAAAACGCUUCUGCGAUGGGACAGCCCCUCGUAUAAUCAAUGGUUGCCUCAGGACGUUCUUCAAUGGUCUUGAAGAGGACGGCAAGCUUCUGGGAUUACAAAAUAAGAGGUCACCGCUUAGGUGAAUCUUCCGUUCAGCAAGUGUGUUAUAGUAGCGAAUUUUGUAGAAGGAAUCUCAUAGUAAAGAGUUUUUCCUGUGUUUUGUAUUGGUUCAAAACCACAAGAAGAGAUGUUUCUUUAGGAGGAUGAAGGAGUCUUGUUAACAACUAGUGGGGGAAACGGGAUUCGGAAUCUUUAUUCUGGUAAAUUAGAGGAUAACAUGGCAUGUGGCGAUGUUAAUCUUGUACUACUAGUAGUUGGAGGGUUGGACAUUAUUGGGCAUGUUUGUUGUGGGUAAUAAAAGAAAAAGUUUAGUAAA